AUGGAACAGAUAAAUUCAACAGCUAAUGCAGAAGUUAAUGAUUCGACAAAUUCAAUUUUACAUAUUGAGACUAAUAAAGAACACAUCAAUGAGGAAGGACAACAGAAUAGAGUGUUUCCCUCAGAAAUACCAUUACCUAAAAAAAGAACUCGAUAUGAACCUAUAUUAAGAGAUAUGAUUGCUUUGCCUAAUACAGAAGAAGAAACGAAUGGAAUAACAAUUAUGACUUACAACUUACUUGCACAAUCACUUUGUAAACGAGAAUUAUUUCCAAAUUGUGGUGAUGCAUUAAAAUGGAAAAAUCGCCGACCAAGAUUAUUAAAAGAAAUAUUUCAUUAUUUACCUGAUUUAGGAUGUUUUCAAGAGAUGGACGAUACAAAUUUUAUUGAAACGUUUAAACCUGAAUUUGAGAAGUUUGAUUAUGAUUCACUCUUUUUUAAGAAUGAUACUAAACGGCACGGUUGCUGCAUAAUUUGGAAGAAAUCAAAAUUUACUAAAUUAAAAGAGUUAACAUUGGAUUUUGAUAAAUUUGGAUCACCUACUAUGACGACAAACUGUAUCGGAAUUGUCGUCGUAUUGGGAUGCGUUGGGGUAGAGAAUAAAGGGAUAUCAAUUGGUACCACACAUCUUUAUUGGAGGCCCGAAAGCAUGUAUGAACGUGCUAGACAAUGUCUGAUACUUUAUCAAAAUCUUUUAAAACUUAACGAAGGAUUUAAUUUUCCUGCGUUUUUAGCUGGUGAUUUUAAUUCAACUCCGGAAGAUCCAAUUUAUCAGUUAAUGGUAAAAAAUUCAUUAACCGAAAAAAAAUUGUCCGUGUUAAAAGAUUCUAUGAGAUCUUUUGGAGAUGAAAUAGAAGGUAGUACUGGUAGCGGUGAUAAUUUCGGAAAGAAGGAAGAGAAAGAGAAACAAUCUACAUCUUCAACUAAUGAAAUUAUAAUUGAACAAUCAACUACUUCUUCACAAUCUCUUACGGACACUCGACCUAAUCAAUCAUCACAAUCAUCAUCUCUUACUUUUACGUUAGAACCUUCUCAAUUAGAUUCAUUACUUUCAAAUUUUGAGAAUUUACCAAAAUGUUUGUCCCUUUAUGGACAGAAUUAUCAUUUAAUUGAUUCCGAAAAUAUUAUUGAAUAUUCGGAACCAAAGAUCACCCAUUACGGAUUACAUUUUAAAGGAACUCUAGACUAUAUAUUUUAUAUCCUCGAUCAUGAAAAAGAAAAUAUAAAUGAGGAAAAUCGUAAAGACGACGAGAAUAAAUUUAAAGUAUUUAAAUUAUUAAAAUUACCGAGAAAAGAAGAAUUUGAAUCAACUUCUUUACCAAAUUAUAAAUUUAAUUCUGAUCAUGUUUGUUUAAUGGUUGAAAUUGUUGGGCUUUGA
Molecule: messenger RNA, 1377 nt
Organism: Funneliformis mosseae
Lineage: Eukaryota; Fungi; Glomeromycota; Glomeromycetes; Glomerales; Glomeraceae
Source: the annotation of a GenBank genome assembly